Molecule: messenger RNA, 751 nt
Organism: Pecten maximus
Lineage: Eukaryota; Metazoa; Mollusca; Bivalvia; Pectinida; Pectinidae
Exons: 4
Coding region: 65-472 (135 amino acids)
Biological process (GO): sleep; positive regulation of voltage-gated potassium channel activity; regulation of synaptic transmission, cholinergic
Source: RefSeq, a predicted model, not a curated record
AUACACAGCAAAUAAUGACGUAACGCAAUUAUACACAUAUGUAGGAUAUGGAUAAGAUGGAAAUAUGCAUCUACCAUGGUCAUGUUUUGCCACAAUAAGUCUGGUUUUCGUCAUUCUUGUUCCGACCAUUGCCAUUGGUCUUCAGUGUUACCAGUGUAGUACAGUUGAGAACAAGGAUUGUGAUGACCCAUUCCGUAACCAUGACUACUCCCCUACAGAAUGUUCCACAAUUUGUGUGAAGAUAAGGUUUGAAGGGACAGUUGAACGAGGGUGUUUAAACAAUCAGUCUCCUUUCCCCGUGAUCAGCCCAGGUGGGUCAGGCUGUGUCUCCCAAUACAUCCCAAUGAAAGGUGUGACAACUGUAUGCAGGUGCAGUACUCCCCGAUGUAAUGGCGGAGUAGGGAACAGAAGCUUGGUGUAUCUACCAUUCAUCCUGUCAGGACUUGCCCUGGUCGUUCUCCUGGUGAAGUAAGCGUAUUUGGCCUGUGUGGUGUAUUGACCACUGAGCGUACAUUGUCAAAUACUACAUGAACUUUAUAUAGAGAGAAUACCGAGUACAUUACCAUUUUAUCUCAUUUGUAAUGGAUUAAUUUUGCACAUGAACAUGUGUUGGAAUUUACUACCAAAUGAAUGCCAUUAUCUAUAAAAUAACUAUAUACAACUUGUUUAAAUAUCACGAAAUUUUGUUAAUUUUUACAAUAAAAAUCCAUUAUUUCUACUUAAGGUAGAUGGUUCUAAUCAAUUUACAAAA